Molecule: messenger RNA, 1404 nt
Organism: Ceraceosorus guamensis
Lineage: Eukaryota; Fungi; Basidiomycota; Exobasidiomycetes; Ceraceosorales; Ceraceosoraceae
Exons: 4
Coding region: 1-1404 (467 amino acids)
Source: RefSeq, a predicted model, not a curated record
AUGCCAAGCGCGAUCAGGCGAUCAUGCCUUCGCGCAUUCCAAUCAAAGCGGCCAGUCAGGCCACCUCCACCAUUCUUGCGCCUCUCGCCUGCCGAGAUCAAGGCCAAGAUCAACUACCCGAGCAAAGAUGCUCCCGGCAUGCGUGCCGCUCCUGCUGGCUCAUCUGCCAAGCUCACGGCAGACAAUGCCAAGCGCGAUCAGGCGAUCACGCCUUCGCGCAUUCCAGUCAAAACGGCCAGUAAGGCCACGAAGGUCAGCGACCUGAAUGCUGUCAACGAUGGCAGCGCCGCUGUACCCUGCGCUACUCCUAGUAGCAAGCGCGACUCGGCGACCAUGCCAACGCGCAUCCCGGUCAAGAAGCCUGGUCAGGCUUUCCGACCUUCGCUGCCAAAAGAUGCUGCUGGUGGCGGAGCGGCGUCUCACCGUGCCUCAGCAAGCACCAUGCUGAGCAACACCACCGGCGAGACGUCCACCCCCGUCAAGGUCGCCGGCAGCAUGGGGUCUGCAACCCCUUUGCACACCACCAUUACUAGCCCCUCAGCCUCGACCUCAGCGACCAUCAAGCUUCCGGGACUGGUAAUGGCAACGCCAACAAAGUGUGCAGCAGUCGCCAACAACAGUGCUGGCAACAAGACUCUGAUGCAGAUCAAAGUUGCGGGUACAAUGAUCGGUGACAGCAGACAAUCUCCGCUUGUAAUGAUGCGCACCUGCCAGACGGAAGGAGCGGCUCUCGCAAGCAUGCAAGGCGCUCCUCUCGGCUCCUUGGCUGUGCAGAAGAAACGCCAAGCAAAAAUCAGCAAGGAGACCUUUGAGUCAAAACCUUUGCCAAAGCGACCAAGCGCUAUUCCUUGUUACGACCCGGACCUGCGCUUUGUACCGUGCGAGCGCUACCCAAAGGGUCGACUUUCUUCGAUGGUCUUUGGUCCCCUGCUGGACAUGGAGAGUUGCAAGGUCAACCUGAAAGGUGCCUCAAAGGCAACGCCGGCAAAGCUGGCAAAUCUGGAAGUGUCAGUCUUGCCAGAGACUGGGCAGCUGCCUACAGGUUGCUGGGCUGGCUUGCGGCUGCUCACCUGGGCUGUCCUCCAUGGAAUCACGUUUGAGAGCCUCAUACAUGCUCUACAUGCAUGCGAGUCAUUUUGGGAGCAGAUCUCGACAAUGAUCUGGGAUCCAAAAUGGGAUCAUCUGUGCCUGUGGCUGGAAACAAUGCAGGGUGCAUUCCUGCACGUGCUGCAGGAGCUCCAUGUCUUGGUCGCACAUUUGCCGUGCGCGGCUGCAAGCUCAUCGGGGGUGCUGAUAGAUGAGCAAGAUAAGCGGUUCUUAGUGCUCAAUGCUCUGCUUGACCUUGAUGACCUGCCUGUGACGUCUGCACGCAAGACUGUGCUGCUUGCAGACCUUGGGGACUAG